AUGGACGAAGAUGAAUCAAGCAUGGUUUCAAAUGCCAAAUUGAAAGUGGCACCAGCAGAAACUUCAAAUUGUGGCAACAGCAACUACCCGUUACGUGCUAGCAAACGUUCCAGGCACGAAACCAAUGCCUCGUUAGCAAGGUUUAAAGGGGUUGUGCCACAGCAAAAUGGACAUUGGGGUGCGCAAAUUUAUGCCAACCACCAGAGGAUUUGGCUUGGCACAUUCAAGUCCGAGAAAGAAGCAGCUAUGUCUUAUGAUAGCGCAGCGAUCAAGCUUCGAAGUGGAGAUUCCCAUAGAAAUUUCCCAUGGGCAGAGCACAACAUCCAAGAGCCUCUUUUUCAAAGCCUUUAUAGCACGGAAGAUGUCUUGAACAUGAUCAGAGACGGUUCCUAUCAAGCCAAGUUUGCAGAAUUUGUCAACAUUCUAUCUGAAAGGGAUGGGCUAUUGGGCAGCAAAAGUGUCAACAAAAAUAUGGUGCAUGGUGAUAUACAUUUUUCCUGUGUACAACUUUUCCAAAAGGAAUUAACUCCAAGUGAUGUCGGUAAGCUUAAUAGACUUGUGAUCCCCAAAAAAUAUGCUGUUAAGUACUUUCCUUACAUCCGUGAAAAUGAUGAAGAAAAUGUGGCUGGUGUUGGCGUAGAAGAAAUGGAGCUUGUUUUCUAUGACAGGCUAAUGAGGACUUGGAAAUUUCGGUAUUGCUACUGGAGAAGUAGCCAGAGCUUUGUUUUUACAAGGGGUUGGAAUCGAUUUGUCAAGGAGAAAAAAUUGAAGGAAAGAGACAUAAUCACUUUUCACACAUGUCACUGCCCUGCACUUGUGGAAAAAGAUGCUCUAAAUUUCUUCCUAAUUGAUGUAAAUUAUAAUGGUGAACAACGUUGCAUCAACGAGGACAAGGUCUCAAACGGAUUGGAAUCAUCACCACAGGAUUUGCAAGUGGAAUUGGGACUGAAUUUCUACUGCAGAAUUGACAAUUGUAACAGUCUGUUUAAUGAAGACAAAGGUCUCAGUGGAUUAAAGUCAUCCCAUGAUGUGGAGGAGAAAAGGGUUACUCUUUUUGGAGUUCAGAUUAAUUGA
Molecule: messenger RNA, 1074 nt
Organism: Theobroma umbraticum
Lineage: Eukaryota; Viridiplantae; Streptophyta; Magnoliopsida; Malvales; Malvaceae
Product: AP2/ERF and B3 domain-containing transcription factor At1g50680-like
Biological process (GO): regulation of DNA-templated transcription
Molecular function (GO): DNA binding; DNA-binding transcription factor activity
Source: RefSeq, a predicted model, not a curated record